UGCAGACAAAAGACAUUCUGGGUACAGAAGGGACAGACAGUCCCUCUUCUUUAUUUUGGGUACCAAUGAACUGUACCAGAUCAGAUAUUUUUAUGUUGGAAGGAACCAUUCUGCUUAUCCAGUCAAGUCCUUCUAGAUGAAGACGCUAGAGAUUUGAAGAGUUCCCGACUGGUGAAGUAUGAUGCUGUUCCCAUUCAGUCCAGUGUGGUGCUAUGUUCCUGCCCAUCCCCAUCAAUGGUGAGGUCCCAGACUGAGUCCAGUUCGGCCCCUGGCAUGCCUAGUGGUGUUACCAGGCAGGGACCCACCAUGGAUGGCACCACAGCCGAAGCCCGACCAAGUACCAACCCCUUGCAGCAGCACCCUGCCCAGCUGCCGCCACAACCUCGCAAGAAGCGGCCUGAAGACUUCAAGUUUGGGAAAAUCCUUGGCGAGGGCUCUUUUUCGACAGUUGUUCUGGCCCGAGAACUGGCCACUUCCAGAGAAUAUGCUAUUAAAAUUCUGGAGAAACGUCACAUUAUAAAAGAGAACAAAGUCCCGUACGUAACUAGAGAGAGAGAUGUGAUGUCACGCCUGGAUCACCCAUUCUUUGUGAAACUUUACUUUACAUUUCAGGACGACGAAAAGUUGUAUUUUGGCCUUAGUUAUGCCAAAAAUGGAGAGUUACUUAAAUACAUCCGCAAAAUCGGUUCAUUUGAUGAAACCUGUACUCGCUUUUACACGGCUGAGAUUGUGUCUGCUUUAGAGUACUUGCACGGAAAGGGCAUCAUUCACAGAGACCUUAAACCAGAAAACAUUUUGUUAAAUGAAGACAUGCACAUCCAGAUCACAGAUUUUGGAACAGCAAAAGUGUUAUCCCCAGAGAGCAAACAAGCCAGGGCCAACUCAUUUGUAGGAACAGCACAGUAUGUUUCUCCAGAGCUGCUCACAGAGAAGUCGGCAUGUAAGAGUUCAGACCUUUGGGCUCUUGGAUGUAUAAUCUAUCAACUUGUGGCAGGACUUCCACCGUUCAGAGCCGGAAAUGAAUAUCUUAUAUUUCAGAAGAUUAUUAAGCUGGAAUAUGAUUUCCCAGAGAAAUUCUUUCCUAAGGCAAGAGAUCUUGUGGAAAAACUCUUGGUUUUAGAUGCCACAAAGCGUUUAGGCUGUGAAGAGAUGGAAGGGUACGAGCCUCUCAAAGCUCAUCCAUUCUUUGAGUCCAUCACAUGGGAGAAUCUGCACCAGCAGACACCUCCAAAACUUACAGCUUACUUGCCAGCCAUGUCAGAAGAUGAUGAAGACUGCUAUGGCAACUAUGACAAUCUCCUGAGUCAGUUUGGCUGCAUGCAGGUGUCAUCCUCCUCCUCUUCCCACUCCCUAUCCGCGGUGGAUACCAGCCUGCCCCAGAGGUCGGGCAGCAACAUAGAGCAGUACAUCCAUGAUUUGGACACUAACUCUUUUGAACUAGACUUACAGUUUUCAGAAGAUGAAAAAAGGUUGUUAUUGGAAAAGCAAGCCGGUGGAAACCCUUGGCACCAGUUUGUAGAAAAUAAUCUAAUAUUAAAAAUGGGCCCAGUGGAUAAGCGAAAGGGUUUAUUUGCAAGACGACGGCAGUUAUUACUCACGGAAGGGCCACAUUUAUAUUAUGUUGAUCCUGUCAACAAAGUCUUGAAAGGUGAAAUUCCAUGGUCACAAGAACUCCGACCAGAGGCCAAGAAUUUUAAAACUUUUUUUGUCCACACGCCUAACAGGACGUAUUACCUGAUGGAUCCAAGCGGGAAUGCUCACAAGUGGUGCAGAAAGAUCCAGGAGGUUUGGAGGCAGCGGUACCAGAGCCAUCCAGAUGCUGCUGUACAGUGACGCGGCCUGCGGCCGGGCUGCCUAUCGCUGCCAGGACACCUGCCCCAGCGCGGCUCGGCCGCCACCCAGGACGCUUCCAGACCACCUGCCAGCCAUCUCAAGGAGAACAUGGAUGGUGGAAACCUUGCAGCUUUUUUAUUUAAAAGAAAAGAAAAAAAGAACCCAGCCACACAAAGAACAAAACAAAUAACCAACAAACAGGAAUUCAGGGUCGCUUUGCUUGCUCUCUGUGCUUUGUGGUGGCUUCCAUGUGCUGCUGUGGCCAUGGAGACCCAGCUUCUUGCACGGUAGCUCAGCUUCUGCCCAGACCAGUGACCAGAUUUGGCAUCACCAGCCCCUCCUAGCAUCCACAAGAACUGCAUGCCUGCUUCUACCCUUCCCCACCUGAUAAACACAGCUCCUGCUGUAACUGAGGGACCGGGCGUAUCUGGCUCUCCUUCACCAGAGAGCCUCUUAACUCUGCUGGGUUGAUCACCAGCUCACUGUGGGUACAGGGCUCUUAGCUUGUGUGUGUACCUCCUUCCUUGAGUCCCUUAUGUGGCCCUAGAGAUGUAGUCAGGUAUGUUUCUGAUGACAGCGUUUCUGUGGUUCCUGCCCUACCGUAGGCAGGCUGAUGGUGAGAAGUAUGCAGGCUGCUGUAGUACAGUCUGCUCUCAUUGGGCUCUGCUCCAGCAUUCCACUUCCUAGCAGUUCAUCCAGGGAAUGAGACACCAAGCAUGUGUCCAGCAGGGGUGCUGUCAUACUGGCACCUAGAUAACACCAACUAGAUCACUAUCGGGUACAGAAUCCUGUCCUGACCUGGACAAGACUGGAGCUCCCAUGUGGAGGAGUGGUGUCCAAGCCUUCCUGGGAGUUUCUGCAUAGGUUUAAAUGUGAGACAUAAAUGUGCAUGCUCUGUGAGACAGGGACUGAGAAAAUCCCGGGUUGUGUGCCAAUCUCCUGCCCAGUCUCACAUGCACCUGUUGGUGCUGUGGGUAGACACUUCUCAGCUAGCUCAGUUUUUAUAUCUCUGUUGAAAAUCUGAAAGCCUUUUCAUGUUGCUUGGUCACUUGGCACCAUAAAGCAUGGACCUUUCCUGAAAAGAACGUUACCACUGUCUAGCUCACAGGGACAGCCACCUAAGCCUGAGCCUGCCUGUGCCGGUGUUCUUUGCCAGUAUUGGGGAGACUACCCUGAUGCUAAGCUGACAGUGUUUUGUUUUGUGAUACAAAUGGCCUGGACUAUUUCAGUACACUUGCAGAGUGCUUCUGAGGGACUUGGCUGUACCUCUCUCUGACUAGGAUGUCCCUAAUGGGUCUAGGAUGUCCCUUGGUCUCUAGUAGGGAAAAGUAGGCACCUGCUUUCAUAGACUGCUCACAGGAACACCUCUGACUCCUAUGUUGCAAAGGCAGCAACAAUUUUGCCAUUUAUAUAAACUUUCACAAAGGCACUCCAGAAAUGCCCACACAGCAAUUACCCCUGUCCACAGUGACCACCUAUGGGCCAGGUUACCCAAACUGAGAGGGGAAAGAUUCUGUUCCCAAGCUUUUUAACAAUAAGAGUGGUUCUUUCAAACUGGGUGGAGUGUAGAUGAAAAGCUCACCAUCAUGCCUUGGCAGGGGUGCUGGAUGGGAGCAGACUUUGUUAUAUUGUAUGAUAAGAGCUUUAGGUGACCAAGGAGCAGGUGUGGUCCUGACACCUCGCACCCAGGGAACAGAUAGCUUAGCAUACGAUCAGCCUGUGAGUGAAAGUAGACACUCUUUUUCCUUGUUUUUGAAGAACCAUGUUAGCUAAACUAACAUGUCUCCUAAGAGUUCUGUUCUUGUUCAUGCCUUGUGGCUAUUUAGCCCUCAGUAUCCUGUACCCUGUGUUUGCAUGUAUAAGAGUGGCUUCCUGGUUGUCACAUGCAUGCAGAUACAGGGAGAGGCAUCUCUGAGGACAUUUAACUACAGGGGACCAUGUGGGACUGAGGUGUGGCUUAAGUUAGAACACCUGGCUGGCUUAUGGGAGAGUCCUCUGUUGCUUUCUCCCCUGGAGAGCAACACUACCUCCUGGGCUUUACCAAGUGCCAUCCUAACCUCCAAAAUUAGGGUUUAGCUGAACUGGUAGUGGGUGGCCAUGAUGACUGCCCUAUGCUACAAUAGCUGAGCUCUUCCCAGGUCACCUUUAUAUCCUUACUGCCCCCUUUUCCUUGAUUUUUUUUUCCCUUUAAGAACCAUGCAUUCUUUUCUUACCCUGACUUAUAUCACUUUUAGUUUUUUCCAGUCAUCCUUAGAGCCGUCACCCAGUGUGCAGGUGCCUUACACUGUAGGACAGGAUGUGGGUGUCAGUUUGUAUAAUUUUGUGUGUGUGUGUGUGUGUGUGUGUGUGUGUGUAUAAAAGCAAAUGGGGGAAUCUAUCUAAGGAGAGAAAGAAAUGUCUCAUUAGGAGCUCCAGAAGUCGUGUGUCCUAAGAAUGGUAAGGAUGAAUAGAAAGUUCAAGACUGUCCUCUGGCUUCUCACAGUGGACUGUACCUCACUGCCCACUAGCCAUGCCUUUUCUUGGUGUCACAAAUGAAGUUGAGCUUGAUUAGGUCAUUUCUACCUGUUUUUCUGUGCUCCAGCUGGGUAGUGGAUAUAUCCAUGUAGCUAAACUCUAACCUAGUAGAUGCAGUAAAAUACCACUUUGAGAAAGAUGACUUGUGUUAGGCUGGUAGAAACUGCACCUGCUGCUCUUUGGGCUAAAAACCUUAGUGUUGUGAUCCAAGCUUGAAGUAACUUUGCAGAUAGCCAAGUGUGGCACAGACUCCUAGUGCCAGCAACGGGGCCGUAGGUUGUUGUGGCUUUCUUAAAAGUAAUGUGUUUUCUGAAAGUAAAAGAAAAAAAAAAAAAGAAAGGCCCAUUAUUCAGAGACCACUGUGAGCAUUUUGAUUUAGAUCCUGCUUUUCCCUCCCCAACUUUUUGUUGUUGUUGUCAUUGUUGUCCCAGUGCUGGGAAUCAAAUCAGGGCCCUCAGAAGUGCUAAGCAAGUCCUCUACCACUGAGCUAUACCCUUAGCCCAUGUUUGCUUUUUAAACCAAACUGGGAACACACGACACACAUCAUUUUGCAUCCAGCCUUUUCACUUGACAUUUUUCCAUUAAGCAUUUCUCUAUACCACGAGCAGUUCUUCAGAAGCAUGUUUUUAAUAAUUGUGGACUCAAAUGGUUGAUUUAUAAGUUAUCCAACUGUCUCCCUGUUGUAAAACAUUCAGAUCCUUUUGGGUUUUUUGUUGUUUGUUUUUUGCUAUUUAAUGUUUGUUUUUGCUAAUUAAUAAUGCUGUGGUGAAUAUACUUAUGUCUUUGAUUUUUACUCUGAUUUUUUUCUCUCAUAUGUCUGCAAGUGGUAUUUUUGGGUCAAAGAAUUUGUUCAUUUCAUAGCUGUUCCUCCUCUUUGGUCUGUUUAGAUGCUCUGAGUUCCAGUAAUAAACCCUCCUUCCUCAUGUCCUACAGAUUUUGAUCACAUCAGUUCCUGCUAAGCUGUGUAUUCCCAAGAAAGUUUGACUAUGACUGCUCUUUUUUUUUUAAUGCUAAAAUGUCAUUAGUGCAGAUCCAUUUGUGACAAAAUUUUCCAAAAGCCCAGUUUCUUCAUUUUCAUUGCAAGAAUCUGGUCAUGCAUGUUACUUCUCUUCCAUCAUUGCUGCUAUGGCUUCCAAGAGCUUGGUGAUGUUUUCAGAAUCCUGUACUUUGUGUCCACAAUGGUACUGAAUCAGCUUCUGCACAGUCAGCAGAGAUAAAGUGUUGAACUGACCUUGCCACAUUCUUAAUGGGUAAUUCGUAAUUACGUUUAUAGACUCAGACAGUGCAUUUGGCCAUUUUGGGAUCAGUAGCAAAGCAGAGCAGCAAAGCUCUAAUUGAAAAAGAAACCAUGUAGAUGAUUGGCGUUUAUAAAUGUACAGUUGUGAGUGUCCUUGCCCCACCCCUCCCCCACUCAGAUUAGCAGUUCGGGAGAGUGCAGUGGCCAGACCUUCUCAUUGCAGAGGAUGGGUAUUCCAGCUGAUGCUUACGUAAACCUUCCUGUGUGCUGCAGGUAAUUAUGGUCUUUGAAUAAAGCCCACACACCCAAAUUGGAUUGUAUCUGUGUUGUGUGGGGCCUCUACUUGGAAACAUGAAGUAGAGAUUUACUGGCCACCAUACUCAGUGUUACCUGAUUCUACCAGAGCAUAGGGCUCGAGAUGUGUGAAAAUCAGUUCCCUGCUUUCUCAUGCCUCAAGGCUUCUCCCUACUGCUCCAUAGACUCAGGGUGCUUAUAGCUGAGACUUGGGAGGCUGUAGCAACUCAUGAGUAUGGUGAAGAUACCAUGUUCCUGGAGAUGUUGCAGUACACCUUUUCCAUUUUGUAUUGUUUUUGUUUUUGUUUUUCAUUGCAGAACCCAACAUAAACUGACUCCAGUGGGGGUAGCACCUCUUAGGUGCAAUGUAUGACAAGGGCCCUGGCAUAUUAGAUGGGACUGAGACCACUCUCAGAGCCUCUGAAGAUAACUGGCUUCUGGCCUAACACUUAAGGGUUAUAAUUCAGAAUGGUUGUGGAAAAGUGGCCUAGGAAGGAAGCUGUUUCUGUCAAAGCACCUAUGCAGUGGUAAGCAAAUGAAUUAACCAAUGUGAAUACCUGGAAAUUCCCUGUAUCUGAAUGAAGAAUUCAAACUGUACAGAAGGUUUUACAAAAGGCAAAUUUCCCCCUCCUCAUGUAGUCCAGCCUAGUUUAAUCAUCUGGGUUAGUGACUACAAGUGAGUCAUUGUGCCGGUAAAAGCCUCCAUUAUGACCAUUGUUUGAUUGGACAUUGGCAAAUUAAACUGUUAACAGUAUUUAGAGCUGCUGCGGCUGUCUCAUAGCCACGUACAGUAGGAUGAAUCAGUAGUCUACUGCUGUCGUUCAGGUUGGUGACAGUCAGUUAGAACAUGUGUAAUAUUCUCUACCUGGUCUGUAGCUGUAACUGUGAUGUACAGGCAAAGCAAAAAUUAAAAAUACUUAUGAAAACAGAUAAUGCAAUGAUACUAGGAUAUACACUUUUGUAUUUUUAUUCUUAUAUAAGGUUAUUUGCUGGCUAUUGUCGGCCUCUAGUUCAGUCUGUUAUUUAAAUUCUAAUAUAUGAAUUAUUUGGAUUGAAUUCAUGUUUGGGGCCACGUUGUUGUAUGUAUUGAUGUACAGCCUUGAAUGUGAAUAAUUAUUGUAAACUAUAUUUUACAACUUUUUCCUGGCUUUAUUAUAUAAAUUUUCUAUUUGGUCAUGGUUUAAUCAUAUAAUUUAAUGAAACAAUUUUUUUCUUUUUUUUUCAAAUAUCUGUGCUUUAGAUGUAAUUACCGGAUGAUGGAUUUCCCUCGUAUGCUCGGUAGUCUUGUAAUAAAAGCAUGUAGAGUGUA
Molecule: messenger RNA, 7187 nt
Organism: Myodes glareolus (Bank vole)
Lineage: Eukaryota; Metazoa; Chordata; Mammalia; Rodentia; Cricetidae
Gene: Pdpk1
Product: 3-phosphoinositide dependent protein kinase 1
Biological process (GO): intracellular signal transduction; peptidyl-serine phosphorylation
Molecular function (GO): ATP binding; protein serine/threonine kinase activity
Source: RefSeq, a predicted model, not a curated record